AUGGAUAUCAAGACUGAAGAAUUGGCUUGCGUUUACGCUUCCCUCUUGCUCCACGACGACGGCAUUGCCAUCACCGGAGACAAGAUCAAGGCUCUCCUUGAUGCUGCCAACGUAGAGUUCCAGCCACAUUGGCCAGGUUUGUACGCCCGUGUCCUCGCCAAGUCCAACGUUGAGGAUCUCGUGUUCAACUUUGCCGCCGGUGCUGCCGCCGUUGCCGCCCCAGCUGCCGCCGCCGCCGCUGCUCCAACUGCUGCCGCCGCCAAGAAGGAGGCUCCAAAGAAGGAGGAGAAGAAGGAGGAGUCUGACGACGACAUGGGAAUGGGUCUCUUUGAUUAA
Messenger RNA from Acytostelium subglobosum LB1, 336 nucleotides. RefSeq lists its product as hypothetical. The record is from RefSeq and is a predicted model, not a curated record. Gene Ontology annotation, biological process: translational elongation; cytoplasmic translation. Lineage: Eukaryota; Evosea; Eumycetozoa; Acytosteliales; Acytosteliaceae. The transcript has 2 exons. The coding region runs from base 1 to 336 and encodes 111 amino acids. Gene Ontology annotation, cellular component: cytosolic large ribosomal subunit; ribosome. Gene Ontology annotation, molecular function: ribonucleoprotein complex binding; structural constituent of ribosome; protein kinase activator activity.